UGUAGCCUAUAAAAAAAAUUAUAAAAAAGAAUAAAUAAAUAAUUAUGGUAUCAUUAUAAAAAUGUUUUAUCUUACCAUUUUCAUCUGUUUUUUCUUAGGUUUCUUAGGUUCAUAUAGGGAUAACGUUGGUGAUCUUUUUAGAUUAGAAGAUUAUGAGGAAGAAGUAACAAAUUCCUUAACUUUCCGUCAAGGUGAUGAGCUUAUCACCACUAAAACUACUUUUGAGGGCAAGCCGACCGAUUACUGGGUGUUGACUCACUAUAAAAGCUCGAACAUUGUAAAUGUCGCACUUAAGGAUAGAUGGCGUCAUUCGAAAGCAUCAGUGAAGAUCUUCAAGAGCGAUAAAUCAAAAGACCAGUCAUUGAAUAGUAGUCUGAAUCAGACUAUGCAGGCUGUAUUCGAUACAAUGCUGCAGGAUCCAGAUCGCUGAAAAAUAAAAAGCAAAAUAGUAGUUUGAUUGUUAUGUAUAUAAAAAAAUAAACUUUGUUUAAUCAAUAAACAAUAUAUAUAUAUAAAUUUGUAUUCAUAUUAAUAAAUCCUGUAAUAUAAGCUCUGACAUUGAAUUGAAAUGGUAUUGCAAUAUUUCAUACAAAAAUGAUGUGUCAUCGUUUUGUAAAUGGGAAUAAUAAUUGAAAUCAUAGUUUUGAAUAUACUGGUUUGUGAAUUCGUUCCUCUGGCAGCUGAUUGGCAGACCACGUACAUAAUUUUUGAUCAGUUCGUAAGCAGUAUCAAAUGUUGCUUGAAAACUCUGUAGUCGUUUCUGUUUUUCUGCUAUAUACAGGUCAAUGCAGUGUUGUAAUUGUUUUCUGUAAUCUACAGAAAUCUAUGUGUGAUAAUGUAAUAUAUUCAUCAUUUAUAUACAAUGUAAUUGAACUUUGCUUUGCAUUAAUUGAGUAGGGGCGACCGGGUACAAUUGUAACAGUUUUUAUGAAAUUAUUUAUUUCAGCCAAAAUUCAAAAUUGUUUGGACCAUUUACACUUUCAAUUAGUAAAGUAAGUUGUUGUCUUUAAUAAUAUGUAUGUAUUGAACAUCUAUUUCCACAGUUUGUUGAGUAAUUAUAAACAUAAAAAAAAAAAAAUGUUACAACUGUACCUUAUACAGGGACAAUUGUAACAGCAACAGGGACAAAUGUAACAUACAUAUAUAUAUAUAUAUAUAUUUUAUUGUUACAAAA
Molecule: messenger RNA, 1174 nt
Organism: Myzus persicae (green peach aphid)
Lineage: Eukaryota; Metazoa; Arthropoda; Insecta; Hemiptera; Aphididae
Exons: 2
Coding region: 62-430 (122 amino acids)
Source: RefSeq, a predicted model, not a curated record